AACGGACACCUGUCCACCACAUCCACCGCCUUCUUCCUCGUCACUAUGUUCAUUUACAUCCGUGGCCGCGCCGUUUAGAACAAGCACAACCAGCAGGUGAAGACUGGGUUUCCAAACUGUUUAGACAUGCCAAGCUUUGAAGUGUCCCUGCAGCAGCUCAACGAUCUUUUGACAGACGACAGCGGAUUUUACAGCUGGCCAACAAAACACUUCCACGAGGUUUACCCCAGGAUUUAUGUUGGCAACGCGGUUAUGGCAACAAAUGUGCUGCGUCUGAAACGUUUGGGCAUCACCCACAUCCUGAACGCAGCUGAGGGCAACUCCUUCAUGCACAUCAACACCAGUGCUGAGUUCUACGCUGCAACAGAUGUUGUCUACUGCGGGAUCCCAGCCAGUGACACGGACCACUUUGACAUCAGCGUGUACUUUGAGGAAGCCGCAGAUUUUAUCGAGAAGGCACUGACAUACAAUAAUGGAAAAGGCAAAAUAUAUGUUCACUGCAGGGAGGGCUACAGCCGAUCACCAACCUUAGUCAUUGCCUACCUGAUGCUUAGGCAACACAUGAAUGUCCACACCGCUCUGGCCAUUGUGCGGCAGAAGAGAGAGAUUGGACCCAACGAUGGCUUCCUCUGCCAACUCUGCCUGCUCAACCAGAGGCUGGCAACUGAAGGGAAGUUAUGGAACAAAUGAAACUUGUGAACUAAGAGGAAACAACAUGUGGAUUACUUAUUCUGCAGCUUUAAACCUCAAAUUAGUGAGGAAAUAUUUUGUUAGUGAAGACAGUGGAAGCCUGCAUUGAAAGUAUAUACAGACACAGUCCAGUACUUGUGUUCAAAUUCAAAUAUUCAGAAGAGGGUGGUAUGAAUGUCAUACAGUACAAUGUAAUAUCAUUAGGUCACGUACACUCCAUUCUUCAUGUGUGCAAGCAAAGAAUAUUAAAUGACAGUAUUUAAUCUUCUAAGCAAAUGAUGCUGGCCAGGAGUCAAAACAGAAACCUAAAAAACAUGCUUAGUUUAGCCUAAUAUAUUCUAACUUUUAGAUUAUUUUAGUAGUUGAACAAACAAACUAGUUGUAACUUCCAAGUUUGGGUACAAGCACAAGAACAAACUCUCUCUUGAUUCCUGAUGAUUGCGAAUUCGUCUUCUGUGCAACUACCAAAUGUUCUCAUUGUGUUAAGUUGUUGAUUGUUGAAUGAUUAAUCUUUGAUGAACUUUGACCUUACACAAAAGAGAUGAACUGAAAAUCUCUGAUUGUAUCUGAAACAUUGCCAAAAUACUGUAAGAUGAAUAUACUGAGUAACUUCUAAUGUCUUUUAUUAAUAUUUUGUAUGUUGGUGUAUUUUUUCCAAUUUUAUCAUUUACAUUAUCAUUACUGUACAUAUGCAUAGUGUGUUACAGUGAACAUGAUUGUUAUGACUUGUGACCGUAGGGUCAGUAGUGUUUCUUUGAAUCACAACAAUUAUGACACUGCUUUUAUGAUGUGCACUUUACCUAAUGACACUGUUAUUGCUCUUUUUUCAUUCAUUCAAUAAAAA
Betta splendens (Siamese fighting fish) is the source of this 1534-nucleotide messenger RNA. RefSeq names its product dual specificity protein phosphatase 3-like. The transcript has 3 exons. Gene Ontology annotation, cellular component: cytoplasm. Gene Ontology annotation, molecular function: protein tyrosine/serine/threonine phosphatase activity; MAP kinase phosphatase activity. Gene Ontology annotation, biological process: protein dephosphorylation; negative regulation of MAPK cascade. Bases 127 to 690 code for a protein of 187 amino acids. The record is from RefSeq and is a predicted model, not a curated record. Lineage: Eukaryota; Metazoa; Chordata; Actinopteri; Anabantiformes; Osphronemidae.